Cuscuta epithymum is the source of this 1849-nucleotide messenger RNA. Lineage: Eukaryota; Viridiplantae; Streptophyta; Magnoliopsida; Solanales; Convolvulaceae. The record is from the annotation of a GenBank genome assembly.
UUUCUUUCUCUCUCCUUAACCCUCGUUCGAUCUAGGCCUUCGGCCGCUGCCUUCUCUUCCGCCGAAACCAUGGCUUCCACCACUGAAAUUUCUUCCUCCUCCAUGGAUGCCUUCACUGCUGCUUCUACCUCCUCGACUAUGGCGCCGGUUUCUGCCCCUUUUACCGACGCAGCCGUGGUCCUCACUAGCGCCUCUGUCUCCUUGACCGAGCCGCCGCCAGUGAUUUCUUCUCAACCGGGAUCAUCUUUGCACACUGCCGGUUCCCCUAUUGUUACGGAUGGUCCGUACUCUCUGUUUCACACCAUCCCUUCGGUACUCCCAUGGCAGCCACCGGUCAUUCCUGCUGCCGGCAGUCUCUUCUCAACUCCGGUACCGUCUACCGCGCAACCGCUACACCCCACCCCUGGCAGUUUUGGUUCAACAUUUUUCGGUGCUCCUGGGAUAUCUCGGCCGCAUGAUCCCUCCCUAUUUCAGUCUCCGAUGGCAGUGGUUUCUCAAUCCAUCUCACCGGCCAACAACGUUACUCAAAUUGUUACUAUUAAGCUUAAAGCUGUGGAAGAUUACAUCACCUGGCGCACUCAAUUCGAAGCUUUCCUCGUCUCUCAAGGUGUGUUUGGUUUCUUGGAUGGUUCCACAAAGGUACCUCCGAUGUACACGAUUGACUUUAAUAAUCAUCAAAUAAUUAAUACGGAGUAUCAUCACUGGUUAAGGGUUGAUCAAACAAUUCGUUCUUGGAUUUUUGCUACUCUUACUCGUGAUGUAUUAAUUGAUGUCCAUGAACUUAAACACUCCUUUGAGAUUUGGGAAAGAUUGCAAAAUCGUUUUCGUUCUGCUAGUCUGGCUAGAGCAAUGACACUUAGGCGUUUAUUGUCUAAUGUGAAAAAGAAGGAAAAUCAGUCUAUGGAAAAUUAUUUAAGAGAAAUUCAUGCAUUAGUAAGCGAAUUAGCUACAAUAAAUUCUCCUGUGUCCGAUAAAGAAGUUCUUCAAACCACACUUAUGGGGCUCGGACCAGAAUAUGAAUCCACCAUGGGCACUAUUUCUCUUUUUCCCGAUAAUUUCCCGCCAGACAUUCUUCACCGGAGCUUGUUAGAAGCCGAACAGAGGGUCCUAUAUCUUCGUCAGCAAAAUACUCCGCCUGCUUACCAAGCUUUCGGUGUCCAAGAUCGAGACAGAGCCCCACAUGGAGGCCGCGGUGGCCGCGGCAGGGGUGGCCGUGGAAGAAACGGCCGCGGCAGAGGCCGUGGUUACCACCAGUACGGCCAGCAACCGGGCCACGGGCAGCAGCAGUCAGCUCCGCAACAGGGCCAGCAACCGGGACAGCACCAUCAGCAGGGGUUCGGCCAGCAACAACUGAGACCUCCGAAUGCAGGCUCUUCAUCAACUGAGGGAAUUCUUGGGGCAAUUCCCCCACCCGUUGUGUGUCAAAUCUGUUUUUCUGCAGGCCAUUCUGCAAUCAACUGUCCCUCUCGUUUUUCUCCAUCUACUGCACCUGUUCUUCUCACCGGUCAAGCUAAUGAAGCUCUGUGGUAUCCAGACACUGGUGCUUCUGCUCAUAUGACUUCCUCUGAAGGACAAAAUUUCGGGGGCGGUUCUUCUUCGGGCAACAACUAAUGGCCAUCUCUAUCCUCUCAGCCUGAGUCCACCAUCUAGCCUAGCUUUAUCUUCAGUCCUCACCACCGGCCCUGUGUGGCAUCGUAGAUUAGGUCAUUGUGGUGAAAAUAUUUUACGUAUUUUAAGUGGUCAAAAACGCAUAUGUAAUAGCUCUAGUUUUUCCCAUGACUGUAUUUCUUGCCGGUUAGGCAAGUCUCAACGAUUACCCUUUUCAGAUGCUAUUCACACUUCUUCCUCU